UAAGGUAGUUACCAUGGGCAGGAAUAAAGCUACAGCACGUAGGACGCCUAGUAAAAAGCUAAAAGAAUCAAGCAACGGUUCGAGUUCGCAAACACCCUUUGUUGACCCAUACCGCCAAACUGCUGUACAGCUGCCCACUACAUCUCUACAGUAUGUGCAUAGAUAGUAAUAUUUCCGGAGCAAAUACAGAGGCUGCUACUACAGAAGUGAGUAUUAGUAAUGAGCAUGUAAAAUUUACUCAAACAAAACGAAUGCACAGAGUGACUUGGUGAACAAGACUGAUCCCAAAUAUACUAUCUAUGUAUGAUGGUAAGCCUAUGGUUGGGUACCUUUACCCUCUAUGCUCCGCUCCUCACACUACUUGUACAGUAUAUCAGAAACCAUUUUUUCCGGUGGCAGCCUUUUGGGUACCGAUAAGGAGUCUGAAGGCAGUGAAGAGAGCACUGAAGCUAAGACAAAGUUAAAGGAUCUUUUGGAUGGAAUCAUCGCUGUGAGCAGCAAGUACUCCAUGGAUGAUGAACCUAUGAACACCGAGCAGGAAACAGCCAAGGAUUUAACUGCACAUGCUGCAAUGCUUGAAUCGUGUGCGACGGACCCAGAAACGAAAGAAGCAGUGAAGCCUGAGGAACUAACAUUUUGGAAGCAAGUCACCGAUCCCAAAUCAAACCAUACGUACUACUGGAACCCCAGAACGAACCAGGUGUCAUGGACUCUCCCUGACAACGGAGUCAUUGCUGAUAACACUCCUGAUAACCCCGUUCCAGAAGACACUAGCAUGGAACCGGAAGCGGACAAUCCAUACGCUGAUUACUAUGCCUACUACAAGCAGUUUUAUGGUAAAACUGAUACAGAAGCUUCAAAUACAGAAGAGGAUGAUGAAAUUGCUGAAAGCAAAACAGAUGAUGAAAGUGCUAAAAGCAAGACUGAUAUACAAAGUGAUUUGGUGAAUAAGACCGGGCCAAAACCACUGUCUACAAAGAAGGAUGGUGACCCAGCUACGGAGAUAAUUAUUGGCCCUCUUCUACCGCCCUCUCACGUACCCAAGGAUGCACAGUCACAUGUGACUGAGGAGGGUGAUGUUACUGCAAGGCCAGGGCUGAAAAGAAAAGCUUGCUCAGAGGAGGAUACUGAAGGCUUAACAAAUAACAGCCUUGAUCCUGUAUCCAAAAAGCAACGCCUCAAGUCUAAGGCUGUUGGUGCUGCCAAGAAGAACCUUUCUCCCCAAAUCAAACUGAGUCCACAGGCAGAGCAAGCAUUAAGAUUCCAGGUAUCAAACAUGGCUGAUCAGCUCACUCGCAAGCUAGGCUACCUGCAUGUGACCAACGAAGGGCUUUCUGAUGUACAGCUGCUCAGCAUUCAGCUACAUACUCGACUCUCAGACUGGAAAGAGGGUGGUAUCAACUCAAAGUUCAUGCUCUCAAAGCUCAGAUCCUUUGCAGUCUCACUACAGGAGUACGAGCAGUCUGCAGCUCCUGAAGGCUGGAAAGUCGUUUGGGACAGCUCCUCGUGUCGCUACCAGUACCACAAUCUAUCCACUGGGGAGACCACCUGGGAAUAUCCCACUCAACUAGCAGACUCACAUGAGAUUUCAGGUCAAGAGGACAGCUCUGACAAUGAAGAGUUUCCAUUGGUCACCCCUGCUGCUCAACCAACCACGUUAAAUGUUUCCCUUAGCAACCAACUUCCUACAAGUGAUGAGCCGAACGUCAACCUACCUCCUGCAAUGGAACCAACUAGGCUAAGUCAGCUUGUGACCACAGCAGAGGUUAGCAGCACUCCACCAGGACCACCCCCAAUAGAGCCGACCCCUGACCGUAAAGGAGAGUGUACUCCCAAAGUACAACCCACUGUGAGACAUAGCAAGCCCCCUUCCCCAUCCACCAAAAGUGAGCUCACCUUGCAGAAGGUUCGACAGAAGCUCUAUCCCGGUCUACGCCCACAACGUUCUAGAGAGUCCACCGAUAACAUUGAGAUACCGCUACUGGCACCAACUGUUAUCACUGAAGUUCCCCCUGAAGCAAAAAACUAUGCCAUAGUGGAACAACAAGUGGUACCCAUAAACCCUGAAGGAGUAGAGUUUAUUUCCGAGUACCCUCCACCCUCUGAAGAGAAAAUUGUUUCUGACAGCCCAAAAAGCUCUGGAGUUUUUGACAUGGGUGUCAUCAAAUCAGAUGAGUCAAGUGCUAAGGCUGCAGCUCCCUCUACACAACAAAUAACCGAGAGUGAAGCUCGUAUACGAGAAAGGCUGCUCGAAAGACAUCGAAUCAAAUUCAGUGUGUCAUCGAAAGACAAGAAAGAGGAGGUUCCUCCCAUAAGUGCUGUCAAACAGCCAAUGAACAAACCCCAACCAGAAAUUCCGGUGAAUCGAGUAGAGCAAUCCACAGGAGAGGGCGUCCAGGGUGCAGUCGUCAUUGCUCCACCUCCCGGUAAUACUCAGGGAAGCGGUGUGGAUGACUCACGAGUUGAACCAGAGACUGGAGAAGUUGAACCUUUACCUGGAUCUAAAAGUGACCCUCCUAUUGCAAUUGAAAAGACUGAAGCAAUGCUCGUGAAGACAAGCAAAGGACAAGGACAAAAGACGUCAUCUGGACUGUACCAAAACUGGUCCCCCAGCCCCACGGAGAGCAUCGAACGGUUCCCCUCCAGCGAUCAGAAGAGGGUUACAAAGGAGGGAGAGGAAUCAAGCGAGAGUAGUGCUGAUUCUGGUUCCACUGGUAAAGGAGAGACCGUCGGGAGGUGCUACAUGGACAGUGAGGAAAAAAGGGAAAGGAUCACUUCUGAGAGGUCAAGGUCGCCCAGUAGAAAGUCCAAGUAUGAACAGAAACAUGAUGAUUACCACAGUGACUCGGAUCGUGGGAGGUAUUCAGACGUUGAGGUCAGCUCUAGAAAACACAAGAGUUCCAGACGCUCACGAAGGGACUACAGUUCUGAUGAUUCUGAGGAGCGCUCAUCCAGGAGAGAAAGGCACCACAGGUCUCACCACUAUGACAAUUCAGAUGAUGAACACUCUAAAGAUGAACACUCUAAAAGACGAUCGUCAAGGAGCUCUCAUCGCAGCAGCAAGAAGAAUCGAUCUCGUUCCCGUUCGGGGCACAGACGCAAACGAUCUCACUCCAAAGAUUCCCAUUCCCCCCACUCCACUGAACGCAGCCAGAGGAGAUCGCCAAAGCACAAGAAGGUAAAAAAAGAGAAAAGGAAGAAGCAUCACAAAACUGAUAAAGAAAAGAAAGAUGGAAAGAAAGAUGAAAAUAAGGAAGAAGAGGCGUCUAAGCCACCUCCUAAUGUCAUUGUGGGAAAAGUCGGGCGGAUUAGCACCCAACGCACUCUUGGGAAAGACAGAAAGCCAGACGAUAAACCAGAGACACCUAAAACCCUGGCAGCUCAACAGCCUCAGGCCAUGUCAGCCACGUACUAUCAGCACCCAACCACUGGAGAAGUGCCCUACUACUAUUAUCAGGGUUACUACGAUCCCAGUGCGUAUCAGCAGUGGGGACAGGGGCAGGGGCAGUGGUACGGACAGGAUGUAACUCAAGCUACUCCUGGAGUCGUGCAGUAUCCGUCACAGUACACAACAAACUCACAGUAUGCCACAACAACUGCUGCCAUCCAGCCUGAAACAACACAGCCUGUAGUGUCUACGCCAAUGACUGGAGAACCUCACACUGAACUAGCUCAAGAGUCGAGGGAAAAUGUUGGCAGGCCUCCUACUGAGACAGAAUCGAUAAACGUUGAGGCAGACAAAGUAGAGACGGACACCGAUAAAACUGAACACGUAGUCGCACCCAGAAUGGAAGUAGCUGAAGCCGAGACUGGAGAAGCAGUUCAAAUGUCACAAGAUUUACCUCAAGAAGCAGCUGUUGUACAGGUUCCCCAAAUUCCUAUACCUGUUAGUUUGUCUGAAACAGUUGAGCCUAGUAAAGUACAGAGAGUUGCCGAGGAUGUACUGAGGACUGUAGACUCCAGUGAUAAGAUUGCAGUGACCAGUAAUGAAGUUAGUGAAGAAGUGACCAGUGAUGAAGUUGGUGAAGAAGUGUCCGUAUAUACAUACGAUGCUGUGGAGAAUCGCUCUAAACAAGGAACAAACACAAUUGAGGUGGAAAUCGAGGAACCGAUCAUGGAGUGUGACAUGGACAUUGAUGAAGAGAACACUCCAAGUCCACAGCCAUUUUCACAGGAACCAAGCAAUGAAGCUGGACUUGUUAUUGCGAGAGAUAACAGUAUUGAUACAAACAUUUCUGAAUCUAUUGCUCCUCCUGCAAUUGCUGAGCAUAUCAACAGCCAAGAGGAGAUUUCCCUUGCCAUUCCACUUCCUCCCACACUUUUAGAGGACCCGCUACCCCAACCACCACCAGAAGCCCCUCCAACACCCCCUGCAGACAGCAAUUCACUCUCUGACAAGGACAGCUCCUUGCCCAAGCCUUUUGAUGGAGAUGCAGUUGUUGUUAAGAGUUCAGAGGCUCUACCUGCUCCUCCCACGCCCCCCACACCACCAGCUACAAGUACUCUAGCAUCUACAACCACUACCACAGACUAUUCAGCCUACAUGCUAGCAAACCAACAGCAACAAGCUUACAGCUAUGCCUAUGCUACGAACAACUAUGUGCAGGCAGCGUACAAUGCUUAUGUGCAGCAAGCCAGUGCUGCUGCAUACCAGGCCUAUGGUGCAGGAUACCCUGGAUACAGCGCCUACCCAGCAGCGUCAAGCUAUGGCAGUUCUUACGGGGCUGGCUAUUAUGGGACUACUGGGACUACAACUCCAACCACACCAACCAGUGGAGGCGGAGGCUAUGGCAAGAUGGCUUAUCAGCUAGCUCAAGAAGCUGCCAAUACCAGUACUUCAGAUAGUUCUGAUGCAAAGAAAAGUGAGUUUGCGAUUCCUGGGACAAAGUCUAAGCAGAUGAAGAAUAUGAUGGACAAGUGGUCCUCUUUUAAGGACAAGGAAGACUCUAGCUCUUAGACACUGUAAAUUUGUUGGCUGAACACUCUCAUUAGUGUUUGAGGUAUAUUAUGCGGCUGAAUACUCUCAUUAAUGUACAUGUUUGAGGUGUAAUUAUUUUAUGCUGUACAUGUACAAUAAUUUGUGCUUUCUUAUUUAAUUGUGCUGCAAUAAUUGAAGUUGACUACCUUAA
This is a messenger RNA of Halichondria panicea, 5129 nucleotides long. Its product is annotated as formin-J-like. The record is from RefSeq and is a predicted model, not a curated record. Gene Ontology annotation, molecular function: protein binding. The coding region runs from base 341 to 4957 and encodes 1538 amino acids. The transcript is spliced from 17 exons. Lineage: Eukaryota; Metazoa; Porifera; Demospongiae; Suberitida; Halichondriidae.